This is a messenger RNA of Acomys russatus (golden spiny mouse), 1114 nucleotides long. It is a transcript of the gene Agpat1, whose product is annotated as 1-acylglycerol-3-phosphate O-acyltransferase 1. Gene Ontology annotation, molecular function: 1-acylglycerol-3-phosphate O-acyltransferase activity. Gene Ontology annotation, biological process: phosphatidic acid biosynthetic process. The coding region runs from base 256 to 1110 and encodes 284 amino acids. Lineage: Eukaryota; Metazoa; Chordata; Mammalia; Rodentia; Muridae. The record is from RefSeq and is a predicted model, not a curated record. Gene Ontology annotation, cellular component: membrane; endoplasmic reticulum. The transcript is spliced from 7 exons.
CCGGCCCUCAGAGAGCCGGCUGGGAGGGAGGGAGGGCGCUGGGGGUACGGCCCCCCCACCGUGCCUACCGACAUGGGCACAGCUUCCCUCUCCCACCACCCCUCCAUCGGCCGGGGCUAGGACAUCCCCAAGUCCUGUCGCCCCCGUGGCACCGACACCGAGGCAGAGAUACAGCCAGCCGCCACCACCGCUGCCGCAGCCUGGCUGGGGAGGGGGCCCGUCCCCCAGGCCCCCCGCCCCGUUGAGGUGAGCAGAAUGGAGCUGUGGCCUGGGCCCUGGACGGUGCUGCUGCUGCUGCUCCUGCUCCUGCUGUCCACCCUGUGGCUCUGCAGUUCCAGUGCCAAGUACUUCUUCAAGAUGGCCUUUUACAACGGCUGGAUCCUCUUCCUGGCUGUACUCGCCAUCCCUCUGUGUGCUGUGCGAGGUCGCAAUGUCGAGAACAUGAAGAUCUUACGUCUGCUGCUGCUCCACAUCAAAUACCUGUAUGGGAUCCGAGUGGAGGUGCGGGGCGCUCAGCACUUCCCUCCCACGCAGCCCUACGUUGUGGUGUCCAACCACCAGAGCUCCAUCGACCUGCUCGGGAUGAUGGAGGUGUUGCCAGACCGCUGUGUGCCCAUUGCCAAGCGUGAGCUACUGUGGGCUGGCUCUGUCGGGCUGGUCUGCUGGCUAGCAGGAGUCAUCUUCAUUAACCGGAAACGCACAGGAGAUGCCAUCAGUGUCAUGUCUGAGGUGGCCCAGACCCUGCUCACCCAGGAUGUGAGAGUCUGGGUUUUUCCUGAAGGAACAAGAAACCACAAUGGCUCCAUGCUGCCCUUCAAACGUGGCGCCUUCCACCUUGCCGUACAAGCCCAGGUCCCCAUUGUCCCCAUAGUCAUGUCCUCCUAUCAAGACUUCUACUGCAAAAAGGAACGCCGCUUCACCUCGGGACGAUGUCAGGUGCGGGUGCUGCCCCCAGUGCCCACAGAAGGGCUGACACCAGAUGACGUCCCAGCUCUGGCAGACAGAGUCCGGCACUCCAUGCUCACCAUCUUCCGGGAGAUCUCCACUGACGGCCUGGGUGGUGGCGACUGUCUGAAGAAGCCUGGGGGAGCAGGCGAGGCCCGGCUCUGAGCUC